Messenger RNA from Cotesia glomerata, 1428 nucleotides. RefSeq lists its product as uncharacterized. The record is from RefSeq and is a predicted model, not a curated record. Lineage: Eukaryota; Metazoa; Arthropoda; Insecta; Hymenoptera; Braconidae. The coding region runs from base 1 to 1428 and encodes 475 amino acids. The transcript has 2 exons.
AUGCCGUUAACAUUUGUUCCAUCACAAAAAGGUAAAAAGUUAUUAUUACACGGUGGUUAUUUGUAUGCCAAGAAGUCUACAAAUAAAAAUGAUAUUUCGUGGCGUUGUGCUGUAAAUGUCAACUGUAAUUUACUAAUACAUACAGAUUCAGAGUCUAAGAAUGGUAACAUUGUUGGUGUUGUCCCGGAUCAUGACCAUGCAGGAGAUAUAGCGGCAGUUCAAGCUAAAGUCGUGAAAGGGAAAAUUGUGAAGAAAGCUCAGAAAAGUGAUGCUAAGCCAGCAACAGUUAUUACUCGGGUACUACGAGGUGUGAUGUCCCCAACUGUAGCUUUGUUGCCGCAAUUAUCUUCAAUGUCCCGGACUGUAAACCGUAUUCGUGCUAAAGAGAAUCCUCAACCGAUAGCUGCAGCAUCUCGACAAGAACUAGUAUUGACGGAUGAUUUAAAGAUUACUCAUAAAGCUGAACAAUUUUUGCUACAUGAUAGUGGUGGAUUUCGUAAACGCUAUUUAAUGUUUAGUACUGAAAAAAAUUUGGGCGUUUUGUCCAAAUGUUCCCAAUGGUUAAGUGAUGGGACUUUUAGCGUUGUUCCAAAUAUUUUUGCACAAUUAUACACUAUACAUGGCAUUUUUAAAGGAACAUCUAUUCCACUCGUCUAUGUGCUUUUACCCAACAAGUUGAAAAAUACGUAUGUUGAUUUAUUGGGAGUUUUGCGACAUGCUUUGCCCAAUUAUACGCCAGAUUCUAUAAUGGUCGAUUUUGAAAGCGCAUUCAUUGAAGCAUUCAAAGAAAAAUACAGUGGUGUUAAAAUUCGUGGAUGUAAUUUUCACUUUAAUCAAUGUUAUUGGCGUCGGAUCCAGCAAUGUGGUUUGCAGACCCGUUAUAAUAGUGAUGUUACAUUCGCUUUUCAUUUAAGAUUAUUGCCCGCAUUAGCAUUUAUUCCGCCUGGUGAUGUAAUUGCUGGAUACGAAGAAAUUCUAAGUUGUAAUUAUUAUGAUGUCAAUAGUGAUAUACUGGAGUCUUUGCUGUCAUAUUUUGAAACUACCUGGAUUGGCGAAACACGUCGCAAUAUUAAAAAGCGUAGUAAUCCAUUGUUUAACAUUAAAUUGUGGAAUUGCUAUGCUGCAGUGAUUGGCGAUGAGACGCGCACAAAUAAUCAUGUAGAAGGGUGGCACAAUGGUUUUAAUCGUCGUGUCGGUACUUGUCAUGCUUCUACAAAUGUGUUGAUUAAUAAAUUAAAGGAUGAGCAAUCUAGAUCCGAAGCUCUUAUUACUCAGAUGGAUACAGGUAUGAAAGUAGCUGGUCAGAGAAGAGCCUAUCAUGAUUAUAAUGCUCGUUUGAAAAAAGUUAUUCUUGAUUAUGAUUCUGCUGAUAAAUUUAAUUACUUGCGUCGAGUCGCGAAAAUAAUUUCUAUUAAUGUUGACAAUUAG